Exaiptasia diaphana is the source of this 874-nucleotide messenger RNA. RefSeq names its product mediator of RNA polymerase II transcription subunit 4. Bases 6 to 824 code for a protein of 272 amino acids. Gene Ontology annotation, biological process: regulation of transcription by RNA polymerase II. The record is from RefSeq and is a predicted model, not a curated record. NCBI's taxonomy places the organism in Eukaryota, Metazoa, Cnidaria, Anthozoa, Actiniaria, Aiptasiidae. The transcript is spliced from 9 exons. Gene Ontology annotation, molecular function: transcription coregulator activity. Gene Ontology annotation, cellular component: mediator complex; core mediator complex.
UCAAAAUGGCGGCUCGAUCGAAUGAAAGAACGACAAAAGAUAUUGUGAACACAAUAUUGGAUGAUUACGAAAAGCUGACUCGACAACUGUUCGAAAGUCUCUCUGCAACUUCGCUGUAUCGUGGACCUACCAAGAAUGAUGCGUCUUCCGUAGAUGCAGCCAAGUUCGUCGAACAGUUAACUGAAAAGGAUAAAGAACUCCAAGCAGCAAUAAGAGUUGCUAAAGAGCAAAUGGAAUGCCAGAAAUUAAUACAAGCUGCUAAAGAUAAUGUAUCCAAAAAAGAUCAAGAAAUAUUAAAACUUGAAAAUAGCUUAAAAGAAGCAGAACAAAUUUUGUCACAAGCAUUAUUUCAAGCAAAGAAAAAGUUAUCAGCAAUUGAACAAGCGAACAAAGGAUCAGUGUCUUCUGAAGAGCUCAUCAAAUAUGCUCACAAGAUAAGCAGUAGCAAUGCUGUGGAAGCUCCAACAACUUGGAUGCCAGGAGACCCAAGACGGCCAUACCCUUUGGAUGUUGAGAUGAGGUCGGGAAUUCUGGGUUCAAGGGUUUGUGAUGGGACAAAUGCAGGGGAAAGUUUUCCUUCUGGACAAGAAAAUACAUUGUCAUCAACUGUUGCUAUGUCUACUGAUAGUAUAGCUAAUGGUCAGUCAACAGUACCACUGUCAUGGCAAUCACAUCUCCAUGGAUUACCAAGUACAGCUGAGCAACAAGACUUAGGCAACAAUGUUCUUGGUCCAUCCAAUGGCCGACAAGAACAAAUAACUACAGUAGAAGAAGUAGAGUUCAUGUCAUCAUCUUCUUCGUCUUCAUCUAGUGAAAGCCCAUAGACUUGUAAUAAUUCUACUUUUGUAAAUAAAAUUGUUGUUUAUUUAUCUAU